AUGGUACUAGCUUCUCUACCAACAACAGAGAGUAAUGCUAUAAACGGUGCCAUUGGAAGAAAACUACCCCUUGAAAUCAUUCGUGAGAUUUUCCAAUAUCUACCUGUUCCCACAAAUGAAAUCUUCGGACACGGAGAUGGUGGUACUAAACGAUGGAAACAGACCAAAGAGCUACUGUUUACUAUAGAGCCUAGAGCAUUUGAUCACACGUUUUUCGAUCAGUUCGAAUCGAAUGAGUUUCAUAAAAUCAUUCAAACGGCUCAUCCAACUGCCGAAUCAUUUGUAGAUUGUUACAAUCGUCCUCCUUUCUUCCCCGACAACACAGAAGUCAUCAUCAGAAACGAAGAUCUUUCCCAUUUUUUGACUUUCGGUGUGGCUAAGAAGGUUCGUAUACGGAUAGGAACUCUAGCUUUAGGUUACGAACUGAAAAUAUGUAGAGAAUUUCCCACUGGUUACAGGUUAAGUAAGAUUUGUUUAAGCCUCGAGGGUUAUUUCACAGGUGGAAGAUUUCCUACUUUUGACUCAGUCAGUAUUGAAGAUGACUACAACGGUCUUGAGCUAACAGAAAAUCAUUCCUUACCGAUUCUCCCAUUUCAUACCCAAAUAAAGGAGCUAGAGGUGGAAACCCAUAAUUGGCCAUGUAUAAAGCAUCGUCUUCCACCGGCACUUCAAAAGUUGAAACUUGUAGACAAUGGUUAUGGUGAUGAUCUCAGCGAUAUCGACUUAAAAUCAUCCUCCAUCAAGCUGUUGACCAUUGAUUCUAAAAGACCAAUUACGGUGAUGAAAAUAACACCCCCCGAUUGUUUAGAAGAGCUUUUGAUACUGGGGAUGGUGGGGAAGUUGGAAAUGGACUAUCCAAGCACUUUGAAGUUACUUACGUUACCAGAUAUGGACCGUUUGACUCUACCUGAUACUUUGGAAGAGUUAGAUUUCAUUCCAACAGUUGGGAUAACUUUAUCACAUUUCCAAAACUUAAAAGUUCUUACUGUUGACGCUCAAAUUCUUGAUUCAGGAUUUGUUCUUAAAUCAUUACCUCCAUUCAUUGAGGAGCUUCUAGUGAUUCCUCCAAUACAGAUAGAUGUGGAUUUCACGAAGUUACCUAGACUUUGGAAACUCACCGUUGAUGCCUGUGAAUUGGAUUCUGUGUUUCAGACUUACACAGUAGACGUUCCAUCACUUGACAAUUCCUUGACUUUUAAGUUCUUGGAACAGACUUACAGUAUACCUUUCACCAGUGAAUUGACUUCAUUGUCCUUACUCGAAAUUGUCGAUGAUGCCGAGAUUAUUUGCUACCCCCAAUCGUUGAAAUAUUUAUCCAUUACAGGUUGUGGUAACUCAUUAUUACUGGCUUUCCCUUCUGGAUUAAAAGGUUUGAAAUUACAUUCCAACUAUGGAGCAAAUGGCUUGGAAUUACCACCAGAUCUCGAUGUAUUGCAAACCUCUGAUGAUUACUUAAAUAGCGUUAGAUGUGGUACCAUCAAACAUUUGCUUGCUAACUACACUGACCUAAGUGAGCUCAAAUGUCCUAAGGGUUUACAAACAUUUGUUUAUGUUGGUAACGACACUGGAGUUCCCAUGCAAGAAUUCUGGAAUGACGCUCAGUUAACCCGAUUAUCAUUAGGCAUCGUUAGAGAUCCUAACGGAGACUUAUAUGAGUCCCAAAACAGGAAUUGUCUGAUACGGUUAACCAAGAGGCUACGAUUGUUUGAAGAACAUUGUUCAGAUGACGUACAAUUGGACAUAAAAGAUGAAUCUGAUCGGUCAAUUCUAAGAAAGGUGUAG
Molecule: messenger RNA, 1782 nt
Organism: Yamadazyma jaroonii
Lineage: Eukaryota; Fungi; Ascomycota; Pichiomycetes; Serinales; Debaryomycetaceae
Source: the annotation of a GenBank genome assembly